AUGACGGGCUACGCCCAAGAGGAACAGCUGAAGGAAGAGGAGGAAAUAAAAGAAGAGGAGGAGGAGGAGGAAGACAGCGGUUCAGUAGCUCAGCUUCAGGGCAGCAAUGACCCAGGGACGGACGAGGAGCUAGAAACGGGCCCAGAGCAGAAAGGCUGCUUCAGCUACCAGAACUCUCCAGGAAGUCAUUUGUCCAAUCAGGAUGCGGAGAAUGAGUCUCUGCUGAGCGAUGCUAGUGAUCAGGUGUCAGACGUCAAGAGCGUCUGCGGUCGACAUGCCUCAGACAAGAAAGCAAGCGUGCACCCCAAACUUCCCAACGAAGCCCACAAUUGCAUGGAUAAAAUGACUGCUGUCUAUGCCAACAUCUUGUCUGAUUCCUACUGGUCGGGCCUUGGUCUCGGUUUCAAGCUGUCCAACAGCGAGAGGCGGAAUUGUGACACCCGAAAUGGCAGCAACAGGACUGAUUUUGACUGGCACCAAGACGCUCUGUCUAAAAGCCUGCAGCAGAACUUGCCUUCCAGAUCCGUGUCGAAGCCCAGCCUGUUCAGCUCGGUCCAGUUGUACCGGCAGAGUAGUAAGAUGUGCGGGACUGUGUUCACGGGGGCCAGCAGAUUCCGGUGCCGGCAGUGCAGUGCUGCCUAUGACACCUUGGUCGAGUUGACUGUGCACAUGAACGAAACGGGCCACUAUCAAGAUGACAACCGCAAAAAGGACAAGCUUAGACCCACGAGCUAUUCAAAGCCCCGGAAAAGGGCUUUCCAGGAUAUGGACAAGGAGGAUGCUCAAAAGGUUCUGAAAUGUAUGUUUUGUGGCGACUCCUUCGAUUCCCUCCAAGAUUUGAGCGUCCACAUGAUAAAAACAAAACAUUACCAAAAAGUGCCUUUGAAGGAGCCAGUACCAACCAUUUCAUCGAAAAUGGUCACUCCAGCAAAGAAACGCGUCUUUGAUGUCAAUCGGCCGUGUUCCCCCGAUUCAACCACGGGCUCAUUUGCAGAUUCGUUUUCUUCUCAGAAGAAUGCCAACUUGCAUUUGUCCUCCAACAACCGCUAUGGCUACCAAAACGGCGCCAGCUACACUUGGCAGUUUGAGGCCUGCAAGUCCCAGAUCUUAAAGUGUAUGGAGUGUGGGAGCUCGCACGACACCUUGCAGCAGCUCACCACCCACAUGAUGGUCACGGGUCACUUUCUCAAGGUCACCAGCUCUGCCUCCAAGAAAGGGAAGCAGCUGGUGUUAGACCCACUGGCUGUGGAGAAAAUGCAGUCAUUAUCAGACACCCCAAACAGUGAUUCUUUGACUCCCAAGCCAUCAAGCAAUUCAGCUUCUGACUGUACAGCCUCUACAACUGAAUUAAAGAAAGAGAGCAAAAAAGAAAAACCAGACGAAAUCAACAAGGAUGAGAAAAUCCUGAAAAGUGAGGAAUACGAAGACCCUCUACAAAAACCUUUAGACCCUACAAUAAAAUAUCAAUAUCUAAGGGAGGAGGACUUGGAAGAUGGCGCAAAGGGUGGAGGGGACAUUUUGAAGUCGUUGGAAAAUACUGUAACCACAGCCAUCAACAAAGCCCAAAAUGGGGCUCCCAGCUGGAGCGCCUACCCCAGCAUCCACGCAGCCUACCAGCUGUCGGAGGGCCCCAAGCCGUCUUUGCCCAUGGGGUCCCAGGUCCUGCAGAUUCGGCCUAAUCUCUCCAACAAGUUAAGGCCAAUUGCACCGAAGUGGAAAGUCAUGCCACUGGUUUCUGUGCCCACAAACCUGGCCCCAUACACUCAAGUUAAGAAGGAGCCAGAAGACAAGGAUGAAGUCGUGAAGGAGUGUGGGAAAGAAAGUCCCCAGGAAGAGGCAUCGUGUUUCAGCUACAAUGAGGGGGAUUCUCUCUCCAAAAGCGAAACCCCUGUAGAAUCCAAAAAGGCUGAGCCCUGUCCCCCGAAGGAGGAGGACAAGCUGAUGAAAGAGGGCGGGGAGAAAGAGAAACCCCAGCCCUUGGAGACAGCGUCUUCUCUUAGCAAUGGAUGCGCCCUUGCCAACCACGUUUCGGCCCUGCCGUGCGUCAACCCGCUCAGCGCCCUGCAGUCCGUCUUGAACAAUCACCUGGGCAAAGCCACCGAAGCCCUGCGCGCUCCUUCCUGCUCCAGCCCAAGCUCAAGCACAAUUUCUAUGUUUCACAAGUCGAAUCUCAGUGUCAUGGACAAGCCGGUUUUGAGUCCUGCCUCCGCAAGGCCAGCCAGCGUGUCUAGGCGCUACCUGUUUGACAACAGCGAUCAGCCCAUCGACCUGACCAAGUCCAAAAGCAAGAAAGCCGAGUCCGCGCAAGCACAAUCCUGUACGUCCCCGCCUCAGAAGCACGCUCUGUCUGACAUCGCCGAUAUGGUCAAAGUCCUCCCCAAAGCCACCACCCCAAAGCCCGCCGCCUCCUCGAGGGUCCCUCCCCUGAAGCUGGAGAUGGAUGUCAGGCGCUUUGAGGAUGUCUCCAGCGAAGUCUCGACUUUGCAUAAAAGAAAAGGCCGGCAGUCCAACUGGAACCCUCAGCAUCUUCUGAUCUUGCAAGCGCAGUUUGCCUCGAGCCUCUUCCAGACAUCGGAGGGCAAAUACCUGCUGUCGGAUCUGGGCCCACAAGAGCGAAUGCAAAUCUCCAAGUUUACGGGACUCUCGAUGACCACUAUCAGCCACUGGCUGGCGAACGUCAAGUACCAACUUAGGAAAACGGGCGGGACAAAAUUUCUGAAAAACAUGGACAAGGGACACCCUAUCUUUUAUUGCAGUGACUGUGCCUCCCAGUUCAGAACCCCUUCUACCUACAUCAGCCACUUAGAAUCUCACCUAGGUUUCCAAAUGAAGGACAUGACCCGCAUGGCCGUGGAACAGCAAAGCAAGGUGGAGCAGGAGAUCUCCCGGGUGUCGUCGGCUCAGAGGUCUCCGGAAACAAUAGCUGGCGAAGAGGACACAGACUCUAAGUUCAAGUGUAAGUUGUGCUGUCGGACAUUUGUGAGCAAACACGCAGUAAAACUCCACCUAAGCAAAACGCACAGCAAGUCACCCGAACACCAUUCACAGUUUGUAACAGACGUGGAUGAAGAAUAGCCUGCAGGACAAAUGCCUUAGUUUCAACUUUCCAGCCUGGAUCCCCUCACACCGAGUCCUUCUUCGUUGCACCACCCCGCUUCUGACAUUGACGUCCUCCCGACACCCUGCUCUGAGAAGACUGCCAAAAAAA
Ceratotherium simum simum (southern white rhinoceros) is the source of this 3208-nucleotide messenger RNA. Lineage: Eukaryota; Metazoa; Chordata; Mammalia; Perissodactyla; Rhinocerotidae. The record is from RefSeq and is a predicted model, not a curated record.